AUGAGCGAAGGAUUUCCUCGACAACAAUAUAAACAUCGAUUUUUUCGGUCUCGUCGAUGGUCAUCGAAGGCACGUACUUCAGUUAUUAAUGAAAAAAUCUAUAUGAACCAAUUGAAUCAACCGCAGCGCUCACACUCAUCCAUACUGUCAUUCUACGAUAAUCAAAUGUUUGAAGAUGACGUACCUAUGACAUCGAAAUGGGCCAUUGUCCGACAACGUCUACCAGAUAUUCUCGCUCUUAGUCCAACGUAUAAACCUUUUAGCACACAAGCGCAACUUCUUCUACUUGUCGGAUCAAUUAGUCAGCAGGCGAAAAAAGAACAAAAGUUGGACGUUAGCGAACAACGAUUAAACCGAACAAAUACUCCAUCGAAUGUUGUCAUUCAUAUUGCUGGUCGUCGUCGAUUGAUUUAUUUGAAACAUAUUCCAUCUGAUCAAAUGAUCCAUGUCGAUGUCGAUCACUUAUCAUUUUCAAUUCCAACACGGCAAUUCAUUCUAGCUAUAAGUCGUGGUGAUGCAUAUAAAACAGCAGCUCGCUAUUGCCCACCAGCGAUUAGUGAUUUGCUAAUAACUCUUUCUCAAACGAAAGUUAUCGAUGAUGGAAGACAAUACAAACGAGCACUGUACAAGAUGCCGCAAUGA
Adineta ricciae is the source of this 642-nucleotide messenger RNA. Lineage: Eukaryota; Metazoa; Rotifera; Eurotatoria; Adinetida; Adinetidae. The record is from the annotation of a GenBank genome assembly.